Talaromyces proteolyticus is the source of this 1782-nucleotide messenger RNA. Its product is annotated as oxidoreductase. The record is from RefSeq and is a predicted model, not a curated record. Lineage: Eukaryota; Fungi; Ascomycota; Eurotiomycetes; Eurotiales; Trichocomaceae. The transcript has 3 exons. Gene Ontology annotation, molecular function: oxidoreductase activity; FAD binding. Bases 1 to 1782 code for a protein of 593 amino acids.
AUGCGGUUCAUAGGUGUAUUAUCGGCGGUCUUAUUCGGCCACACGCUCGGCCAGCCCCAAGACUCCACCAAACCGUUCGCUGGCGUCCACUGCCGAUGUCGCCCAAUCGACCCCUGCUGGCCGUUCCCGGAGGAGUGGCACGCCCUAAACAGCUCGGUUAACGGCCGACUCGUCAGCGUCCGUCCGAUCGGAUACGUGUGCCACGAGCCCGCAUACGAUAAAGCCGCGUGCGAGCAUGUAGAAGCCAUGUCGCCGAGUGGUGAAUGGAGAGCAGCACAACCAGGUGCCCUCCAAGACUACGGGUGGGAAGCCUCCCUCGCCCGCAAUGAAACGUGCUACAUCGGACCAGGCAGCGAUCGCACACAAUCAUGUCACCAGGGCCGGAUGCCACUAUACUCUCUAGUCGCACAGUCAGCCCACGACAUCCAGGAAGCCGUCCGCUUCGCAUCCGCGAAAAAUCUGCGUCUUGUUAUCAAGAACACGGGGCAUGAUGCCAUCGGGCGCUCAAGUGCUGUCGAUUCGUUCCAGAUUCUCACGCAGGGGUUAAAGGAUAUUCAGUUUAGCGAUGACUUUGUGCCGUCAACUGUGGAGGGUGGGGAGAGUGUGGGAGCGGAGGGUCCGGCUGUUACCUUUGCUGCUGGCGUACUGGGCAAGGAUUUGUACGCGGCUGCCGCGGAGCAUGGGUAUACCGUUGUCGGUGGUGAGUGCGGGACUGUUGGUAUUGCCGGUGGAUUUAUUCAGGGAGGGGGUGUGUCGACCGUUUUGGCGCCACUGAGGGGUCUCUCGGCUGACCUGGUCCUGCAGUUCAAGGUUGUCACAGCGGACGGCACUCUAGUAACUGCCAACAAUCACCAAAACCCCGACCUCUUCUGGGCCCUUCGCGGCGGUGGUGGCGGUACAUUCGGCGUAGUCGUGAGCGUCACAAUGCGCGUGUUCGAAGACCACCCGUCCGUAGUCUCUUCCCUAACCUUCUUAACAACCACCCGCGACGAAGACUACUGGGCCGCCGGCCAGGAAGUCAUCGAAAAAGCCCGAGAGCUGGCCGUCUGCGGGAGUUCCGCACAGUACUACUUUGGCCGCACGCCGACAGGGGAGCCGUACGUGAAGCUCAGCAUGUUCUCCCAUUUUGUUGAGGAUGUGAGAGUCAUUGAGAAGGCCUUCGCGCCGCUGCUUACUUCGCUGGAGCUGCGUGGUAUCGAGGCUGAAUUCAACGCGACGGCGUACGGGAAACUGACCUCGUACCUGGCCAUCCCGCAGGGACUGUACUUUGGCGGAAUGGGAUAUCAUCAAGAGAACGUCCUCAUCCCCAACGAGCUGUAUCACAAGCCAGAAGGUCCGGUGCAGAUAAUCGAGCGACUGGCCGCCAUCGAACUAAACCCGAGUGACGUCUGGGUGGUGAACACCCUGGGCGGGCAGGUAAAUCGGAACAAGCACGUGGACAGCGCGCUUCACUAUGGCUGGCGAGAUGCUGCGUUACUACUCGUGGGUAAUCGUCUCUUCGGCCCAUCAUUGCACGAACAGAAACAGGUUCAAGACCGCCUUACAAGAGUGGAGGCGCCUAUUCUGCAGUCGUUUGAACCGAUGCCAGUCGCAGUGUACUUGAAUGAAGCGGAUCCUCAUCUGGAGGACUCGCAGGAGUGGUUUUGGGGGGGGAAGUACGAACGUCUGAGGGAGAUUAAGCGGAGGUGGGACCCAAAGGGGUUGUUUAUUGUGCCACUCGGGGUGGGGAGUGAAGAUUGGGAUGAGGAUGGAAUGUGUUGGGCAGGUAAAAAAAUAAUUUAA